GAAACAUUGAAUCUUUUUCAUAUAUGUUGAAUGAACAUUCAUACAAGUAAAAAAUAGUCAAAGAUUGAAAUUUAUCGCUGAUUCGAAAAUCGUAAGCGUGCGAGCAUUUUCCUUUCCAGAAACACCGCGUACACCAAAACCUACCAUUUUUCCGACUAUUCCAAUUUUUUUUUCUUUAUUUUUAUUUCAAUUUACAAUUCUUCAAACCAAUAAUUAUUUUCCUUUCCAUCACUUUCUUCUUCUUCUUCUUCAUCAACGUAGCAACAACGAAGCUAGGAAUAGGGGAUGCUAUUUUGUUCUUGUUCUGAGCAAUAGUUGAUCAAUCAAAUGGCCCAUUCUUUCGGUCAAGCCGAGAUUAAUUGGGACAAGCUAGAUAAAACUAAGUUUUAUGUGGUAGGAGCUGGACUCUUUACCGGUGUUACGGUAGCACUUUAUCCGGUUUCAGUUGUGAAAACUAGGCUGCAGGUUGCAACUAAGGGGGCUGUGGAGAAAAAUGCCUAUUCUGUUGCAAAAGGAUUACUUAAAACAGAUGGCAUCCCUGGUCUGUAUAAAGGGUUUGGUACGGUUAUCACUGGUGCAAUACCGGCCAGAAUCAUAUUCAUGUCGGUUCUUGAGACCACAAAGGUGUAUGCCUUUAAAAUGGUGAAACCAUUUGGACUAUCUGAAACUACUCAGGCUGCCGUAGCAAAUGGAUUUGCAGGCAUGACAUCGUCACUUUUUGCUCAAUCUGUGUUUGUACCAAUUGAUGUGGUUAGCCAAAAGUUGAUGGUGCAAGGAUACUCAGGCCAUGCCCAAUAUAGUGGGGGUCUGGAUGUUGCCCGUAAGAUUAUAAGGUCUGAUGGCAUUAAGGGAUUGUAUCGAGGGUUUGGUCUUUCUGUUGUUACUUAUGCACCUUCUAGCGCAGUUUGGUGGGCAAGUUAUGGUUCAAGCCAACGGUUCAUUUGGAGAUUCUUGGACCAAGGUGCCAAACAUGAUGAAGGCACUCCCAGUGUGCUGAAGAUCAUGUUAGUUCAGGCUGCAGGAGGGGUUAUUGCCGGUGCAACUGCAUCCUGCAUUACAACCCCAUUUGAUACUAUCAAGACACGGUUACAGGUGAUGGGACAUGAAAAUAAAAGCUCUAUAAAACAAGUUACUAAAGCUUUAAUCAAAGAAGAUGGUUGGAAAGGCCUAUAUAGAGGGUUUGGUCCAAGAUUUUUUAGCAUGUCAGCAUGGGGCACAUCAAUGAUAUUGACUUAUGAAUAUCUGAAACGAUUAUGCGCAAUAGAGGAAUAGAUUCAAUUGGUCUGCAAGUUCUUCCAUUGAUUAAGCCAAUAUUUUGAUGGUAAUGUUGUUGUCGAAGUACACAGUAACUUUAACCCUACACCUUCAACACAGGAGUUGUUUUUCGUCAUUUUUUUCAUCUCAACUUUAGGGUUAAACUUUAAGCAGCAAAGCUCUACUUCCAGAUUUUUCUUAAAAUAAUUGCUGAAUAUACUAGGAAAUUAAUAGUUCCAUUCUUUAUGAUUAAAUUGGAUUGCUGUAACAUUUUUUUAGCUUUUCUGUGGAUUAUAGAAAGGAAUAGGUUGCAAUUGUGAUGAGUAAAUUUGAAACUCUGAAAUCUUAUUUGUUCCAUACAAAUUGGAGAAGUUAUUGGAGAUGUUUUUGUUUAUAUACUGGGAAAGAUUUGUCAUUUCUGAAAUGGUAAUAAUUUAAAUUUAUUAUUCAAA
Lathyrus oleraceus (garden pea) is the source of this 1706-nucleotide messenger RNA. RefSeq lists its product as uncharacterized. Lineage: Eukaryota; Viridiplantae; Streptophyta; Magnoliopsida; Fabales; Fabaceae. The transcript is spliced from 6 exons. The record is from RefSeq and is a predicted model, not a curated record. The coding region runs from base 328 to 1272 and encodes 314 amino acids. Gene Ontology annotation, biological process: transmembrane transport.